Molecule: messenger RNA, 1471 nt
Organism: Acipenser ruthenus (sterlet)
Lineage: Eukaryota; Metazoa; Chordata; Actinopteri; Acipenseriformes; Acipenseridae
Gene: gmnn
Product: geminin DNA replication inhibitor
Exons: 7
Coding region: 147-809 (220 amino acids)
Biological process (GO): negative regulation of DNA replication; negative regulation of cell cycle
Cellular component (GO): nucleus
Source: RefSeq, a predicted model, not a curated record
ACGAUCACGUGACAAGUGAUCACAAAUUAACCCAGCGCGCGAUUAUGUUGCAUUCAAGUACCAGAGACCAGUGAGCGCGGAUGUGUAUGCGUGGAUAAUACAUUGGCGUGUCUCACAGCUCUUUGUACUACACAAGCAUUGAAGAAAUGAAUACAAACAUGAAGCACCGACUGGAUGCAGACAAGUCUGUUGUAAGCAUAAAGAACUUCACAGCAGGAGUUAAUGGAGGCUCAAAUCCUAGGCGUACCCUACAAGCAAUUCAACCUACAGGGACAACUGGGCACCUUGUUGGGAGGACCAUAGAGCCAGUCAAAUCUCUUCCAAAAAGGAAAUUGUGGAGCACUGAACAGCCAAAAAGCUCAAGGAGGGCCAAAACUGAAGUGGCUUUGUAUACAGAGGACAAUGAAAAUGAGAAUGGGCCAGAAGGAAUGACCAAAGAGACUUAUGAACUUAUGGUCAAAGAAACUCCGCCUCCUGCCUACUGGAAAGAACUGGCAGAUGAAAGGAGGGAAGCACUUUAUAAGGUUCUUCAAGAAAAUGAGAAGCUACAUAAGGAAAUUGAGUUAAAAGAGGAGACCAUCUCAAAGUUAAAGCAAGAAAAUGAAGAACUGGCUGAACUUGCAGAGCAUGUACAAUACAUGGCCAGUAUGAUUGAGAGAUUAACUGGGAAGAGUCCAGAUAACCUCAAAGUCCUUGGAGACCUUGAUGUAGAAGAACACAAAGAUGAUGAGGAAUACAUUUGCAGUGAGGACAAAGACGAUAAUCUUUCAGAAAUUGAAAGUGACAGUAAAGAUGAUAACUCUGCCUGAUUUUUAAUGUUCCCAAAUCCAGUUAAACAAGCCAGUUUUUUUAAUAUAUACACAUUAUUAAAGGGACCAAUGUGGGGGAAAAAGCAUUUUGCAUUAGGAUUCAUUCAUUGAACCAGUGGGUCUGUAUCGACUUGGGCAGAGAACCUUUCCAAAGAUCAGCUUUUGCACUUUUACAAAGGUUAACCGAGGUGAGAAUGAACGGUUAACUGGUGGGAAGUGAAGGCUUGGAUUCUGAUUUAUACUGCCGGAGGGAGGGUGUUUGGACUUCUUGUUUUUGGAGAUAGGAAGCUGUUCAUGCACUGCAUGUGUUAAUGCAGGGGUGGCCAACCCUGGUCCUGGAGAGCCGCGGGGUCUUCUGGUUUUCGUUCCAUCUGGAGUUCUCAAUUACUUGAUCGAAACAAUUAUUUUCUUUAUUGGUCAACGCUAACAUUGUUUCCAGGUCUUUAGCCAUUGCUUUUAAAGAUACCCAGAAAACCUGCAGGAUUGUGGCUCUCCAGGACCAGGGUUGGCAACCCGUGUUAUUGUAUAAAUUGUUGCCUGUCCAAUACAGGUUUAACCAGCUGUGAACAGUUGAAUAUGUAUAUUUGAAGUUGUAUAGUUUUAUUGCAUGUUUGUAUAUAUUUUAAACCCAAAUAAAAUUGGUGAUUCUCAAUAUUCUUUAA